This is a messenger RNA of Nothobranchius furzeri (turquoise killifish), 4780 nucleotides long. The record is from RefSeq and is a predicted model, not a curated record. Lineage: Eukaryota; Metazoa; Chordata; Actinopteri; Cyprinodontiformes; Nothobranchiidae.
UAUCUGAGAUUCACAGUUUGAACGUUUUGCAAAAUGCACAAUUAUAACGACAAAUAGUGAUCCAUGUGAUGUGAUUCUCACCACUUAAGUGAUUUAAAUUUCUGACUUAUUCCUUAAAUAUUCAGCAAAAUGUUUGAACUUGCAGUUGAAAUUGAUUUUAGUUAGAUAAUUAAUUGUUUUUUGAUUAACAUUUUUCCUCAAAUCUCCGGUCAAUAAUUUAUUUUUUAAUCAUUGAGUUUUUCUACUCUAAUCUAUUUAAAUUUGGUCACAAUGCUUUCCCCCUUUAAUCACUAUACCAACAAUGCUCUUUUUUUCAAUCACAAAUACAAAUUUAUUACUAAGAUACCAAAAACUGUUUUAAUAGCAGGAGAUACAGUAUGUAUCUGUAAAUACUAGAAAAUGUAAAGGCAGCUGCAUUGAUAUAAUAAAAGGUUCAUUUUGUCUUCGUUGUAAUUUAAAAUCACUUAAAUUUAUUUAUUUUUUGAAAGCAAACGUUUGCAUAGAGAUUUGUAUCUCAUACCUGCUGUAUGACUGCAAAUUAGGUUAGUAGAUCGGUUUUUCUUAGAAAUACAUUUUGCACAUAUCAGUUUAGCACAAUUAAACAUAAAUCACCCAGUUGCACUUAAGGUAUGUUUGGGUUUGACAAUAAAAUGUGAUAUUAAGAGAUAAGAAUUAAACAGCAAAGGAUUUGUUAACCUACCGUGAAAUGGCGCUGUCCGUGGUUCUGAGCAUGUCUAGACUUACAACGCGUUUGGUUUGUUUCUUCUCCUUCAAAAAUAUUUAUGUCCUUCUAAAAAGCAAUAUUUUUAUUUGGUGGAAUUUUUAUUUCUCAUCUAGCACUUUGGAACCAAUACAACAUAUAUAGCAUACUCUUUUGAACAAUUGUUUUCUUUUAAACAAGAUUCAUACAUAUUUAAAACAAAUAAAACGAUAGAAAAUGUAUGUAUCUUUUGUAAUUUUUAUUUACUUAUUUAUUUUUGGUAAAAUAAAAAACGAUUUCAUUUAUCAGGACUUUGAUUAAGAUAGUACGAUACUGAACAGCAUAAGUCAGCGUUCACACAUUCAUUUGGAUCUGAUUAGCUCAAAAUAUUUUAGUUUGAUUCUCUUUUUAUUAAUAACUCUUGAAAACAACAUAGUUUUGGGAACUUUGCUUUAGUUUUGUUACUUGAAACGGAUUAAAAUAUCUAUUAUAAAUAAUCGUGUAUCAAAGAAAAUAUAACUCUUUUUAAUUUAUUACUCGCUGAAGUCAUUAAAGGAUUACUUAAACGUAUUCCAUGGUAAAAAUAAUAUCUGUGUUGUUCCUGUUUGAAUUCUAUUGAAAUUAAAAGAUAGUAAAGACGAAACACUAUUUCAUGAACGUUCUCCCACUAGAUGUCGCACGAGACCUUUAUAAUAAUUUAACUCACACAGCUCCUCCUGCGUACAUGUUGAUUAGAAUAACCCGUCAUCGAGCACCACCAUUGCUUUUCCACUUCACCAUACGGUAGACGACAAGACGCUUAAAACGGAACGCUUUUCCUGCAUGAAACAAUAGCUUUGUAGAUUAAUGACCCACUGGAUUACGGUUGUUUUCCGUGUCAACGAUGUUGUGGGACGGAGCAAAAGGACGCACUUGGAUUUUUGUGGUUCUGCUGCUUUGGCUUUGUGACUGCUCUGCUUCCCAGUUAACCUAUUCUGUUUCCGAGGAGGUGGACAAAGGGACUAUUGUUGGGAAUAUUGCAAAGGAUUUGAAUCUAAAUUUACGUGAUUUGGAGGCCAGAGAUUUACGCAUUGUUUCCAGUUUCAGUAAGACAUAUUUUGAUGUGAAUUUGCGCACGGGGAACCUCUUUAUAUCGGAGCGAAUAGACAGAGAGGAGCUUUGUCCGCAUGUCGACAAAUGCUCCAUCAAAAUACAAGCUGCUCUGAACAAUCCAAUGAAUUUAUACCGAAUAGAAAUCAGCAUUAUUGACAUAAAUGAUAACUCGCCUGCGUUUGUAGAAAAUACGCUUUACUUAAAUAUCUGGGAAUCGCAGUCACCAGGAGAGAGAUUUCCCCUCCCAGUGGCGCUGGACGCAGACACAGGAAGUAACGCAGUAACGAGCUACAAGCUAAACCAGAAUGAAUAUUUCUCGCUUGAUGUUCAGAGUGGAGAACACGGUGUGUCUGCAGAGCUGCUGCUGCAGAAAGCUUUAGACCGAGAGAAACAGUCUGUGAUUAAGCUUGUUCUGACGGCGGUAGAUGGAGGUAAACCACCGAGAUCAGGGACUUUACAGCUGCUUGUUAAUGUUUUAGACGUGAACGACAACACACCUGUGUUCAGCAACUCCCUUUAUAAAGUGCAGGUUAAAGAAAAUGCUGUUCCCGGAUCGUUUGUUAUUAAAUUAAAUGCAACAGAUUUAGAUGAAGGAAUGAACGGCCAGAUUCGAUAUUUGUUCAUCAAGAGAGGAAAUUUUGAUUUAUCAGAUAUUUUUUAUCUAAAUUCUGAAACAGGAGAAAUAUCAGUUAAAGGCGAAUUAGAUCAUGAAGAAACGCGGGCUUAUGAAAUCAGAGUCCAGGCCAAAGACCAAGGCCCCGUCCCUCGUAGCACUCAUGCUAAACUUUUGAUAGAAGUAAUCGAUGUUAAUGAUAACGCUCCAGAAAUAUCUGUGACGUCACUAAUGACUCCUGUUAGGGAAGACGCUCAACUGGGUACAAUUAUUGCAUUUUUAACGGUGGCUGAUAAAGAUGGAGGGAACAACGGUGUCACUAAGUGCAGUGUUGUUGGGUCUGUUCCCUUUAAACUAAAAUCUAAUUAUAAAAAUGAGUAUUCGUUAGUAGUAGAUGGACCAUUGGACAGAGAAAACACUUCUCUUUAUAACGUCACCAUUACAGCUACAGAUGAAGGGAGUCCACCUCUGUCCAGCAUCCGGGUCAUAACUGUUAAACUAUCUGAUGUUAAUGAUAACUCCCCACGAUUUUUAGAGCCUGUCAUCAAUGUUUAUAUUAAAGAAAACAGCGCAGUAGGCUCUGUUAUUUACACAGCAAGCACCAUUGAUUCUGAUCUGGAUGAAAACGCAAAAGUUACCUAUAAGUUGGUGGACAUUUCUCCCAGGAAUAUUCCAACAUCAUCUGUUUUAAACAUCAACUCAGAGACUGGAGACAUCAUCAGCCUGCAGUCUUUUAACUACGAGGAGCUAAAAACAUUUCAGUUUAAAGUUCAGGCCACAGACUCUGGUGUUCCUCCACUCAGCAGCAACGUGACUGUUAACGUUUUAAUCCUGGAUGAAAAUGACAACAAUCCAACAAUUCUGGCUCCUUAUUCUGAGCUGGGUUCUGUUAACAGUGAGACCAUCCCCUAUUCUGCUGAAGCAGGGUACUUUGUAGCAAAGAUCAGGGCUGUGGACGCAGAUUCUGGAUACAAUGCGCUGCUUUCUUAUCACCUGACGGAGCCCAAAGGAAACAACCUGUUCAGGAUCGGAACCAGCACCGGGGAGAUCAGGACUAAGAGGAGGAUGAGCGACAACGACCUGAAGAGUCACCCCUUGGUGGUGCUGGUUUCUGAUAACGGAGAGCCUUCUCUGUCAGCUACUGUGUCUAUUGAUGUGGUGGUGGUUGAAAGCACAGCUGACAUCCAGACUCAGUUCAGAAACGUGCCUCUAAAGGAGGACAGCUUCUCGGAUCUGAACCUGUAUCUGUUGAUCGCCAUCGUGUCGGUGUCGGUCGUCUUUCUUCUGAGUCUGAUCAGUCUAAUAGCUGUCAGAUGCCACAGGACAGACGGUGGUUUCAGCAGGUACAGCGCCCCGAUGAUCACCACCCACCCUGACGGGAGCUGGUCUUACUCUAAAGCUACUCAGCAGUAUGACGUGUGUUUCAGCUCAGACACACUGAAGAGUGACGUAGUGGUUUUCCCCGCCCCGUUCCCGCCUGUAGAUGCUGAACUGAUCAGUAUUAAUGGAGGAGACACUUUUACCAGAACGCAGACCUUACCUAGCAAUGACAAGGUAAGCUAUCUGAGAUUUACUGUUUGAACGUUUUGCAAAAUGCACAAUUAUAACGACAAAUAGUGAUCCAUGUGAUGUGAUUCUCACCACUUAAGUGAUUUAAAUUUCUGACUUAGUCCAUAAAUAUUUAGCAAAAUGUUUGAACUUGCAGUUGAAAUUGAUUUUAGUUAGAUAAUUAAUUGUUUUUUGAUUAACAUUUUUCCUCAAAUCUCCGGUCAAUAAUUUAUUUUUUAAUCAUUGAGUUUUUCUACUCUAAUCUAUUUAUAUUUGGGCACAAUGCUUUCCCCCUUUAGUCACUAUACCGACAAUGCUCUUUUUUCAAUCACAAAUACUAUUUUAUUACUAAGAUACCAAAAACUGUUUUAAUAGCAGGAGAUAUGUCUCUGUAAAUACUAGAAAAUGCAAAGGCAACUGCAUUGAUAUAAUAAAAUGUUCAUUUUGUCUUCGUUGUAAUUUAAAAUGACUUAAAUUUAUUUAUUUUUCGAAGGCAAACGUUUGCAUGUUUAAAGAUUUGUAUCUCAUACCUGCUGUGACUGCAAUUAGGUUAGUAGAUCGGUUCUUCUUAGAAAUACAUUCUGCCCAUAGCAGUUUAGCACAAUUAAACAUAAAUCACCCAGUUGCACUUAAGGUAUGUUUGGGUUUGACAAUAAAAUGUGAUAUUAAGAGAUAACAAUAAAACAGCAAAGGAUUUGUUAACCUACCGUGAAGUGGCGCUGUCCGUGGUUCUGAGCAUGUCUAGACUUACAACGCGUUUGGUUUGUUUCUUCUCCUUCAAAAAUAUUUAUAUCCUUCUAAAAAGCAAUAUUUUUAUUUGGUGGCAU